Molecule: messenger RNA, 754 nt
Organism: Coniophora puteana RWD-64-598 SS2
Lineage: Eukaryota; Fungi; Basidiomycota; Agaricomycetes; Boletales; Coniophoraceae
Product: MSF1-domain-containing protein
Exons: 3
Coding region: 32-565 (177 amino acids)
Biological process (GO): phospholipid transport
Cellular component (GO): mitochondrial intermembrane space
Molecular function (GO): phosphatidic acid transfer activity
Source: RefSeq, a predicted model, not a curated record
AGACUCUGCACACGACCACCAUCUUCCAGACAUGCAUUUCUUCUCGCAGAACCACACUUACGAUCACCCAUGGUCCCAUGUCAUUAUCGGCAUGUGGCACAAAUACCCGAACCCUCACUGCACGCAUGUCAUCACGGUAGAUGUCGUCGACCGCUCCGUCGACCCACAGACGGGCGUCAUACGCACAGAGCGGAUACUGGGCUGCAAGCAAAAGGCGCCCACAUGGGUCGUCAAGCUCUUUGGCGGCUCAGAAGAUGCCUUUGUGCGGGAAAUAUCAUUCGUAGACCCAUCGACGCAACGCGCCACGAUAUCCUCCCAAAACCUCUCCUUGUCCCAGUUCGCGAGCUGCUUCGAGCAGAUAUCCUACACGCCCGCAUCGGCAACCCAGACGUCGUUCGUGCAGACCGCAGAGAUACAGGCCCGCAUGAACAUGUGGCGGACAGCCGCAGACAAGUUUGAGGGCUGGCUGGUGCAGCGCUUUGAGCAAAACGCUCACCUCGGCAAGGUGGGCUUCGCGGACGUCCUCCGGACGAUGUGGGAAAAUAAGAGCCCACAGAACGCAUAGACGACAUAGACUUUCAUCCUCGGCUUUUGUUUCAUUGCUCGUCUUUUCCUUGUUCAUCCUGCAUUUUAGAUGGGUUAUUUGGAGUUACCCCCCUAGACUACUUAAAGCUUCGUUUUAUCAUCGUUAUCCUCAUGACAUUCUAUCAUACGCAUCAUGUACUUAUUAUCACAAUCAUUGCAUCGAAGCCCC